Messenger RNA from Colossoma macropomum (tambaqui), 1374 nucleotides. RefSeq names its product G protein-coupled receptor 132b (gene gpr132b). The transcript is spliced from 2 exons. The record is from RefSeq and is a predicted model, not a curated record. Gene Ontology annotation, molecular function: G protein-coupled receptor activity. Gene Ontology annotation, biological process: negative regulation of G2/M transition of mitotic cell cycle; G1/S transition of mitotic cell cycle; G protein-coupled receptor signaling pathway. Gene Ontology annotation, cellular component: membrane. NCBI's taxonomy places the organism in Eukaryota, Metazoa, Chordata, Actinopteri, Characiformes, Serrasalmidae. The coding region runs from base 99 to 1181 and encodes 360 amino acids.
CAUACGUUACUGCACUGAGGCGCGUGGUCAGUAAUGAAGACUCGCUGCUUUGAAGAGAAGGUUAGCUAGCAGCGCUUUCUUCAGCACUUACAGGGACCAUGCAUGAGCGGACUGUGACUCAGACCUCUGUGACAGUGAUGAAUGGAAACGUGAAUCUGACCUGUACCACCCCGUACAAUGAGGACCGUAUUCCUCUGGUGGUGCUGUAUAGUGUGGUGCUGAUCGUGGGCCUGCCUGCCAACCUGGCCACCAUGUACCUCACCUAUCUCCAGGUGCGGCGUAAGAAUGUGCUUGGUAUCUACUUGCUGAGCCUGUCCAUCUGCGACUUCACAUACCUACUGACGCUUCCCACAUGGGCCAUCUAUGUCAACGGGGGGCACCGCUGGCCCUGGAGCUCACUGGCAUGUCAGGUGACUGGCUACGUAUUCUUUACCAACAUGUACAUCAGCAUCUUCCUGCUCUGCUGUGUCUCCAUCGACCGUUACGUGGCGGUGGUCUACGCUGUGGAGUCACGGGGGCUCCGGCACCAGAGACUCGCCACUUUGGUUACUUUGACAAUCUGUGUGGUUGUAGGCCUAGGCCAUGCUCCUGUUUUUAACAUGCCUGAGGGCAAUGCUGCCAUAGGAGAGCGUCACUGCUUUGAGCCAAGCCAAAGCACAGCCACCAUCACAGGCUUCAACUAUGCCCGCUUCUGCCUGGGCUUCUUUGCCCCACUUGCUGUGCUGAUCUUCACUAACCGGGCCAUCCUUGCCAACGUGCGGGCCAGCACUGGUCUACGACCCUGCCAGAAGGACAAGGUGCGCCUCCUGGCUGUAGCCGUGGUGUUGCUGUUCAUGGUCUGUUUUGGUCCAUACCACAUCAUCCUGCUAAUGCGUGCAAUUACCUACCACUUCCCCCACCUGCAGGAGGACUGCCACUUUGAGCGGUGCGUCUACACGCCCUACACCAUCUCGCUGGGCCUGUCCACCAUCAACAGCGCCAUUAACCCUAUCCUGUAUGUGCUGUCCAGCGACAAUAUCCAUAAGGAGAUCCGGAGCUGCGUGGCUGGGUUUUGGACUCGCACUGCACUCCGCCAGCGCUCCACAGAGAGCAGCCAGCACAAGAUGCAAAACUCCAAAAACUCUUCAGACAUGCUUCCUAUACAGGACCAGGACAAGACGAGGACUCCUACACCAUGCUAGUUUUGCAAGCAUUAAUGACAGUAUUUCACGGCACGUCAAAACAUGCCUGUGUUGGAGCUGACAGGAAAGAUGAUGAAAAUGGAAAAAAUACCAAAAAGUCAAGCUUUUGCUUCAGAAGAAAUUCUGCCUGGAAGUGAGUCAGAUGAUGAGUGGACAGUAUUACUGCAAUAUUUGGACAAUAUAAGGACAAUUA